AUGUCUUGCGUUGCUAUUUUAUCCGAAUUUGCCUCUCACCCUCAGGCCAUCUCGUUUACGGUUGCGGAAGGAAGCAAAAAUUGGGUGUGUACCGUCGUCUAUGCUAAUCCUCAGAUGGAUCUCAGACAGCAGGUUUGGGCUCAUCUUUGGGAGUUGGGGGGCCGGGUUACGCUGCCAUGGUUAGUGCUUGGAGACUUUAACGAAAUCUUGCUGUCAACGGAGUGUAGGGGUGGUCGUUUCUCGAUGGCACGGGCAUCACAGUUUCUGGAGGUUUUGAAUGAGUGUAAUCUUCUUGACAUGGGGGCUAAGGGUCUCCGCUUUACGUGGUACCGAAACCAACGUGGGGUUGUGUUGGCAAAGCGGUUAGACCGUGCAGUGUGUAACGUUGCGUGGCAAGCAAUGUUUCCGGAAGCAUAUGUUGAGAAUCUGUGCAGGGUCUACUCUGAUCAUUACCCUCUAUUAUUGCGGCGUGAAGGCUCACGAGAAAAGUCUCAAGAUCGACCAUUUCGGUUUCAAGCUGCUUGGGCCACUCAUAGGGAUUUUGAGCAAAUUGUUAGGGAGGCGUGGUGCCGUAGCACGCCGACCCUUGCCAAUGGGUUAUAA
Messenger RNA from Cajanus cajan (pigeon pea), 603 nucleotides. RefSeq lists its product as uncharacterized. Lineage: Eukaryota; Viridiplantae; Streptophyta; Magnoliopsida; Fabales; Fabaceae. The record is from RefSeq and is a predicted model, not a curated record. Gene Ontology annotation, molecular function: catalytic activity.